This is a messenger RNA of Drosophila erecta, 1316 nucleotides long. RefSeq lists its product as uncharacterized. The coding region runs from base 127 to 1308 and encodes 393 amino acids. Lineage: Eukaryota; Metazoa; Arthropoda; Insecta; Diptera; Drosophilidae. The record is from RefSeq and is a predicted model, not a curated record. The transcript has 2 exons.
GUUAAAAAUUGUUGCUAAUCAAAGUAUCGUUAUCCUUUUGUGUUUUGUAAAAAAAAGUUGUGUACAAAUGCUAAAUUCUCAGAUCAAAUUUGAAAAUAUUUUCCAAAAUUUGUGUAAUCCUAGGCAAUGGCGAACAAUUCUACUGCGAAAAAAGUGAUGCAUGUAUCGGAGGAAAUGGCUCCAGCUGUGCAUAUUCCCAUAAUGGUGGGCAACGAGAUAUUCGUUCUCACCCAGCAGGACAUUCGUCGUGUGGAAGACAUACGGCUGCUUAGCUACAAUCGCCUAGGACCCAACGGCCAGUUUUCUCCCGUGGACACGUCUUCACCAGGUCCAAUGAAUUUUUCCCAGCCGAACACCUCGAAUUUCUGCGCUCUGGAUGAUCUCAUCCGCAAUGCCGCCGGAAAAAGGGUCCGAAUGCAGAUGGACAUCGAUGAGGAUGUGAAGCACCCUACAAAGUGUAUCAAUGAUACCUGUCCGUUCCUUCAGGAAACCUCCAACCCAGUGAAGACGGUUGCCAGUGUGUCUACUCAAUUGGGCUGGUCCAAAAAAAAGGUAGAAGCGGAGCCCCUUUUUCCACUUUGCUACAGUGCCGGCACCUCGACAUGCGGCUUAAUGACAAACACUGGAUGCCAGCACUGUCCCAGGUGCGAGACGCACCACUCGAGCUGUCAAACUCAAAACUUUGCCAAUAAACCGCCAACUGUGGAGAACGAGAUACCGCAGAAUGCGAGUUGCCAAACUCAGACUUGUCCUGGUGCAACUUCCAUUGUGAAAAAGGAGUCGCCGCCAAAGAACGCAAGUUGCCAAACUCAAAGCUGUCUCAGUGCAAAUUCCUAUAUGCAGAAAGAACCUCUAGCCUGGGCAUACCAGGCUCAACCCAUAACGAACUCCACAGGGUGCGGUACCUCACAUAGCCACCUAUUUGAAACGACCUCAGCCGGGUCAUACACAUCAGCUGAAUGUGAUUACACUUCAUCGGCGGAAAGCAAUAGUCCCUGUCGGCACUGUAAGUCACAACAGACCUGCACGGAACAGGAGCUGAUGGUACCGGUACAGCCUCAGGUUCAGUCGCCCAUACGUCCACAGGAGCAGCCUUGCACAUCAAGACAAAUCCGCGUUGAUCUCCCCCGAGAGGUUAGGCAUUGCAAUAACUUGGAGGAACCUCAUUUCUAUAGAUCAUAUCCAUUGGGUAAAACUCCAUACCCGCGAUCUCCAGUCUCCAACCAAAUAAGAAAAAAAACAUACGGGUUGACCGGAUACAUUGGGCCCAAUUCUAAUCACGAAAUGCUACAGCAGGAGCAGAAGUGAUGCCAUAG